AUGUCCUGGGGCCAGAUUGUUGGUGAGCUUCAGACAAUGCUCGUUCUCACACAGCAAGUGGAGCCAGUAGAAACAGACUCUGCUCUGUUGAAAAGUGAGCAGAUGGCGUCUCAUCGGGGCGAUGAUGAGCUUCACCAUGUCGUUGUUGAGCAAGAGGUCCAGAUCAGAGUUCAGGUGUUCGACAACAGUGACCUCUCACCUUUGGCCGGCGCCGCCAUAGAGGUUCAUGGGAACCGGUCUGUGUUAGCGUCCAGCCAGGCGGGCAGUGAUGGCGUGCUUAGGGUGACCUUCCUGUACCACCCGGGGACCUGGGUCAUCAUCUCAGCGUCCAAACACGACUAUGUCACCAACUCCGUCCCCUGGCACGCUAGCCGCAUCCCUCUGUAUGCAUCGGUCAGCUUGUACCUCCUAGUCCAGAGGCCAGGCACCCUCAUUCUCUAUGAUGACAUCAUCCAGGUGCUGCAUGGAUCCCCAGGUGCACGGAACCAGCCAUUGGUCCAGCUCCAGAGAAAGUCCCUUCAGCUGCCAGCUGAUUCCAACUACACAGCACUGUCGGCUGUGCUGACUACUGCCAGAAGCCAGUAUGAGAUCGGGGGCUUCCCUUACCUCCUGGGCCUGGAAACCAACAGCACAGGGGCAGAGACAGGAUGGACAGACUUAACAGCACUGGCGGUGGUCAGCGUUCAGCUCUUUGACCACGAUGGGACCGUCAUCCAGGUGUCUGACCCGGUUCACGUCUCCGUACCGCUGCCCUCGGAUACUCGCACCAGGAUCGCCACCAGCAUUCCCGCCUGGCUGUACCAGCCCAAGACGGGUCUGUGGGUCAGGAAUGGAACUGGCUACAUUAAAAAAGAGGGCACACAACUAAUCUGGAACGUGGUCGUUCCUCAGUUGGGGUAUUGGGUCGCAGCCUUCCCUUCAUCUGCAGGCGUGGGUCUGGGGGGUCACUCGGGCCUGAGGGACAUCACCACCUACCACACUCUGUUCCUGCUCUCCAUCCUGGGCUCGCUGGCACUGCUGGUGCUCAUCCUGCUCUGUGUGCUGCUCUACUACUGCAGACGGAAGUGUCUAAAACCACGGCGACAACAGGGCAAGCCACACACGGCUCUGAACAGCUCCAAGCGCGACCAGGGAACGUCCACUUCCCGCCUCAACCUCAUCUGUGGCGGCCAUGUUGAAUCCGGUCCAUCCAAUGACGCCAGCAAAUCUGACCCCUCCCCCUCACGAGACUACCAGAGCUCGCGAGAGGAGUUCGCCAAGCACGUCCCCGCCCACAAGCUGCGACAUUCGAAGGCGAAAGGAGCCUCGGGACCCCAGAGGGGUGAGAGCUUCCCUUUGAAGGUGACCCGCGCCACAGACACCAACAAUCUCGACAACCCCCUGCUACUGCAAGAAGACUACUCACGGAACUACAGCCCCAUCAUGGAGGAUGACAAGGACUCGGAUUACCACAUACGCUGCCACACCGCCAACGACAAUCGCGGCUACACCUCAGACGGGGGCUCCCCACCUCGUUUCCUGUCGGACAAGUCAGACAAGCCUCCCGAAUACUCUGCGGCCGCCGCCGACCACCUGGCCCGCCCGACAUCGCUCAACACGCAACCGGGCCAGAUCAUCUUCUGCCACUCCAUGGACCAGAUGAAGGAAAACAUGUACCGAAGCAUGGUGCCCACCUUGGUCAUACCGGCCCACUACAUGCGUAUGUCCUCAGACUUCUCCGGGAAGGAGCAGCAGCAGGAUAAGGAAGGGGGAAUGCAGAUGGGUGCCGGUCAGUCACACCAUCCCCAGCAACAGAGCCAGCACCAGCAGCAGGGCGGCUCCCAAGGGGAUGACUCGGAGGGUCAAAACUGGAACUCGGACCCAUCCCAGGGCCCUGUGCGGAUCCCUGUGCUCUUUAACGACUCCACCAUGGCACAGAUGAAUGGCGAGCUGCAGGGGCUGACUGAGAAGAAGCUCCUGGAGCUGGGCAUUAAGCAGCACCCACGCGCCUGGUUCAUCUCAAUGGACGGCCGCGCCAACCACGUGCGCCAUUCUUACAUCGACGUGAGCAACGACCUCAGCAGCGGCGGAAUUGGAGGGGGAGGUGGUGGCCCCAGCUGCAGCACAAUCCGAGAAGCCAACCUCGAAGGACCCAUGGACGGCACCCAAGACCGCAAGGCUGCGGCAAUCCGUAAGGGUAAGGACGAACGGUGGGGAACUGGUGGACGGAAGGGUGGUGGCAGUAAGGGCAUGUCCAAGCUGGCAUACCAGGAGCACAGCGAGCCCAGCAGCAGCGAGGGCCGCCCGGUGUCGCCCGAGGAGAACUCCCUUACCCCACUGCUGGACGAGGGGCCCUCGUCGCGGGGCUCCACCAUCCCCCGGAGGGGCCGCAGCCGCAUGAACAGCGCGCGCAGCAGCAACAGUGAGAACCGUCGUGACUCCAUGACUAGCCCAGAGGACGACCCGGACAGCAAGGACGAGAACAAGAAGAGCCCGUGGCAGAAGAUUGAAGACCGGCCUCUCAUGGUGUUUCCCCCUAAAAAGUUGUAG
Molecule: messenger RNA, 2529 nt
Organism: Salvelinus namaycush (lake trout)
Lineage: Eukaryota; Metazoa; Chordata; Actinopteri; Salmoniformes; Salmonidae
Product: protein FAM171A2
Exons: 8
Coding region: 1-2529 (842 amino acids)
Source: RefSeq, a predicted model, not a curated record